Messenger RNA from Stegostoma tigrinum, 4600 nucleotides. RefSeq lists its product as uncharacterized. The record is from RefSeq and is a predicted model, not a curated record. NCBI's taxonomy places the organism in Eukaryota, Metazoa, Chordata, Chondrichthyes, Orectolobiformes, Stegostomatidae. The transcript has 18 exons. The coding region runs from base 38 to 2305 and encodes 755 amino acids. Gene Ontology annotation, molecular function: calcium ion binding.
UUGACCUGCAAGUCUGUCUCUCCAACUGCGCAGGAGGAUGUCUGUCACUUCCCUGAAGCUGCCCUCCAUCAGCCGGCCCGGGCUAAGGGGAACUCCAGCUGACCCGCUGAGCUUGCGGGUGGACAGUGCUACUUUGGGCUCAGGGAGAGCUGCUACGGCACAGCCACACUUUGCAGGCCGGGCACCCUGCUCGCCAGGGUUUUCAGCAGGCAAUGGUGACAGAUCACGAGCUCACACUGCAAUAGGUCGCUUCUCAACGGUGUGUUCACCCAGACAGAUACAUGACACAAAUAAGGUCAGAGCUUUGAUCAGAGAGAAGUUGAACUCCAGGUUUCAAACAGUUCAGCGGAUGUUUCAGUCGAGUGAUCCUAAGGGAGCAGGCACAGUUUCAAAGGAGGCGCUGACAAGGAUUCUUUGGAACUUGUGUGGAUAUUUAAAUACACAACAGGUCAAUGAUUUCCUUGGCAGUUUAGGAAUGGCUGGGCUAUCACGAAUCUCCUUUGCUGACUUUGUCAGCUGUUUCCAGGACGCUGAGGUCAGGAAAACUGAGUGGAUAAAGAAUAUUCAACCGAAGCAAUUGCAAGAGACAGGGACCAAAAUCGCCAACAGUUGUUUUCUGCUGCAAAACUCACGCAAAGUUGAAGAAACCACUGAAAAUCAUCUUGCUUUACUUAAACAGAAAGUACAAGAAAGUGGAUUUUCAAUGAAGUCCCAUUUCGAACCGUCGUGUCUACAGCCUGGGGGAAUCAUUACAGCUGAACAACUAAAGCAAGCUCUUCGCAGCAUGGGGCUUCUAAUAAGCAAUGAGGAGUUCAACCACCUGUGGCUGAGGGUUAGUAAGGAGAGAAAAUUGGAAAUCCCAACUGAACAGCUUUUACAUGACAUUGGAGUAAAUUCCCAACAAACAAUUCAUCAUGAAACGACGAAUCACAGCACAAUCUGUAGAACAGAUCCAAAUGAAGAUUCAGCAAGGUCACCAACGGCUAAAAAUAAACACAACGCAUCAACUGGUGUAGCUGAUCCCAGUGAAGACAUUAUUAAGAUAUUUAAAGAUAAGCUGGAGGAAGCCUGUGUAUCCAUCCUCCAUGAGUUUGCCAAGUAUGACAAAGAAACCAAUGGUUUGAUCAGCAAGACUGCAUUUCGACAUGCGCUGGUAGACCUGAAAAUUUCAAUGUUUGUCAUGGAUUUGGAGCAUCUGUUAGCAAGAUUGAAUUUAAGACGGAAGGAUGGGUAUGUGGAUUAUGCAGCAUUUGUGGGAAAAUUGCAAAGCAGAUCGAAUCUGAGCCUGUUCCAGAAGAUGAUGCCAAGGUUAAGUCCCAGCGACGAAGGAGAUUUGAGGGCUGCUAGGGGCAGUCUGACUGCCUCAGAGGCUACGGUUAGUUUGUUGAACCAGUGUCACAGGCUCUACCUUCAGCUCUUGGCAGCAUUCAGAAAAGCCGAGGUUUGCACACAAGAGACAGUUAAUAUUCAAGCAUUUAAGGAAAUCAUUGAGAAGAAUUUUCAGAUCCAGCUCUCAGCAAAUCAACUUAAUAGCAUAGCGGUGAAAAUCGGUGACACAGAAAACAAGCUGGUAUCCUAUUCAAAGUUCCUCAGCCUAUUUCAAAACCGACCCAGUACAGGGGAGCUGAAGCAGGAAGUAAGCCAAUGUUCCCUUCUCUUGAAUGAUAAGAACUUCCGUAUAGAUAGAAUCCGUUACUUGGACAGAUUCGGGAGUGACUGGGCAAGAUACAGCAAUGCACAGAAGCCACGGUCUCUUCCAGAGCUGCGAGCAUUAAUCUGGAGCCUCCUGGAAAGAAAAUUCCGCUCCUUUUGUCAGACUUUCAUAAGUGUCUGCAUCAAUGAUGAGUGUGGAGCAGAUAAGGAGAAGCUGGAUAACAUACUGCUGAGAAUGAAAAUAAUCCUUCUCCCCAUGGAACUUGAAAAGCUGUGGUAUAGUUUGCCAAUCAGUUACCCAGCAGAAGCUAUAUCAUUGAGAAAAUUCCUUCGGUAUUUCAGCAGAAUGAAAAAGAUGAAGGACACAGAAAAGGAUUUGCAGAAAAACCCAGUUGCCCACAUCCAGAAGAAACUGCGGCGUGACAUCGUCAAACAUUGGAAUGACCUGAAGUCAGUCCUUAAGGCACAAGAUCCACAUGGUACAGGGAAAGUGCCUUUCAGAGACAUUCAGGCACUGUCUAUGAGUCUAAAGUGGAAUCUGCUGCCUGCUGAGGUUGAUAAAUUGCUGGCAGCUUACGAUUUAGAUAAGAAUGCAGAGUUCCAUUACAUUCCAUUUAUGAAAUCCUACACAAAAAAGGAGAAAGAUAAAUAGUUAGUAAUGCCUAUUUAUCAACUUUACAUUUCAUUGAUCUUUUCCAAAGACCUCAUGAUCUCACCUCUAUCCAUCUCUGAAGUCAGCUCCAACUCCACACCCCUCUGCAGUCUCUGAGUCCCUCCAUUUUAGCACAUCUCUAAUUUCAGUGGCUCCACAAUCAAUGUUCACACUUUCAGUUCCCGAGACUCUGAGCUCUGGAAAUCCCUCACUAAAAUUCUCAACGUCUCACUGCUUUUGAAGAUUUUCUUUAGACCCUGUCUCUGAGGUUUGUCUUAAUAUCUCCUCCCUGUGGUUCAAAUCUUGACUAAUGUGGCUUCUGUGAAGUCUUUGGAUCUACCCACGGAGUCAUGGCUGACAUGAACUAAAAUAAUGAAGAGUAAAACCUGGAUCCCAAAAAUAUGCAACGCUAUUUUUUUAAAAAAAUUAUGCUUACAGCAGUGGUCUAUCAAACCUGACUCGCAGCUUACAUACUGUGUUAACUGUUCAAAAAUCAAUGUGUCAAGCGUAGAUGUGUAUGUUCUUGUAAAGUCAAAGCCUUCAUUUUUCAAUGCAGUAAUUGUUUGACUAGUUUGUGUUUUUCAAAACUAUGGUAUCUAGAGAGCAGUUCCUAGCCCUGCAUGUACACUUUUAUACCCCAUUCCCCCAUACUUCCUACCCCGUAUGCCACCUCCCCAACCCCAAUGCCCCCUGCUCCAUACUCCAUUUCACAUCCCUUUCCCCCAGUAGCCUUAUACCCCAUGUUUGGCACUCUGUUUACCCUAUCUAAUCUAAGUUAAUCUAAUACCCCCUUAACCUACUUCACUAUACUUCCCUCUUAUCCCAAUAUCCAAUUACCUCAAUACUCCCAUAACCCUCUCACUCCUUACCUCAUUUCCCCUAAAGGAGGGUCCCGACUCGAAGCAUCAACUUUCCUGCUCUUCUGAUGCUGCCUGGCCUGCUGUGCUCCUCCAGUUCCACACUGUGUUGUCUCUGACUCCAGCAUCCGCAGUUCUUGCUAUCUCUGAAUGUUCCUUUGACAGUGAAUGCUCCUUUGACAGUGCAUUCCAAACCUGCAAUGUCUAGAAGUAGAAGGCCAGCACUGACCACCAUCCUCUAGUCUGAAAAGUAAGCGCUCCCGCUGUCCUGAAGCCAAGUUUUUUUUUGCUAAAUCCAAGCAGACACUGUUCCAACAGCCUCAACUUAACUAACAGGCUUUUCAAAACACAGAUUUCAACCACCUUGAAGGACAGGAGCAGAAGAGCACCAUCUGCAAGAUCCCCUCCAAGCCACACUCUAUCCUGCCUUGUCACACUAUCAUUGUUCCUUCACUAUCUGUGUCAAAAACAUGCAACUCCCUCCCUGAUGCAUGUCGGUGUCUCUCUCUGCCACGUAGACUGAAGUGAUUGAAAAAGGCAGCUCACUACCACCUUCUCAAGGCAACUAGGAAUGGGCAAUUAUUUUUGGCUAUUGCAAGUAUACGCACAAGCACUGAACAUACUUUUUUUUUAAAUGACCUUCUUGCAAGUGGAACCAAUUGACUCAAGAGAAAAUAUAAAGUUGCCGAAACUAAGACAGGCAGUUUUCCAUCUGCAUAAGCAGAUCUGUAGGUCACCAGAAACAACACCAUUCCGUUCACAGAUCCACAAAAAUAUUUAACUCUGGAAUGUGUGUUUAUCUUCACUGAGUAUUAUCUCAGAGGUUUCUGGAUGAUUAUGACUUUUUGCUUUAGAGAUGUGCAAAGUAUCAGACAAUAAGGCAUCAGGUGUCAACCCCUUUCUCCCUUCUCACAUCUCUUCCCCCUUCUCUUCUCUCGUGCCCUCAAUGCCUCUUUUCCCCUGCCUCCUCCUUUUCUUCCAUUCUAUUUCCUCCUUCUCAGAUGCUUUCUCCCACUCCUGUCUGCUCCCCAUUCUCUCCUACCUAGGAGACAAACCACUGACAAUUUGCUACUCGAGGUUCAGUCCUACCAACUUGGCGUGUUUGGGUUGUUACUUUGUUGCUGUAUUACUCACUGCACAGGAAACUAUUAAAAUGAGCAGAGGUAGAUGCCCAUUAAUAAAUAUUUGGAUUGAAACAUAAUUUGUGCCCUGAAUACUGUGUCGUGCUAGUGUCUUCUAGAACACAAAGGAUUCAACACGCUUGUGUGUUAGAUAUUACUGGGCGUAGAAUGCUAUUAAAGAAGAGACUCUAAACAUCAAGGAAAGAAUUCAAUAAAUAUUUGAAAAGCAAGAAUAUGAAAAGUUCUAGGCAAAUGGGAAUGUUACAAAUGUUAAAGUACAUAUAUGCCAUUGAAGGGCUCGUAUUGAUACACGAUGA